AUGUCAGACAAAAGCGAUUUAAAAGCAGAACUUGAGCGCAAAAAGCAGCGUUUGGCUCAGAUAAGAGAAGAAAAGAAACGGAAGGAGGAAGAAAGGAAGAAGAAAGAGGCUGAUCUACAGCAAAAGAAGGAGCCAGCUCAGGAAGAUUCUGACCUAGACCGCAAAAGAAGAGAGACAGAAGCUUUGUUACAGAGCAUUGGUAUAUCCCCAGAACCACCUCUAGUGCAGUCGCUGCAUGUGUUAACAUGGGAUACCUGUUAUUUUCAUUAUUUAGUCCCAACCCCUAUGUCUCCCUCUUCGAAAUCAGUGAGCACACCCAGUGACGCAGGCAGCCAGGACUCAGGAGAUCUGGGACCCAUAGGAAGGACCUUGCAAUGGGACACAGACCCCUCAGUGCUGCAACUCCAGUCUGACUCUGAACUUGGACGCAGACUGCACAAACUAGGGGUGUCAAAGAUUACCCAGGUUGAUUUCUUACCUCGGGAGGUGGUAUCAUACUCUAAGGAGACACAGACACCUCUUGCCACGCAUCAAUCUGAAGAAGAUGAAGAUGAUGAAGAGAUGGUGGAGCCAAAAGCACAGGAUGACUUGGAGACAGAAAAUCAAGACCAGAAGCAGGAAGUGAAAGAAGCUCCUCCUAGGGAACUGACAGAAGAAGAAAAACAGCAAGUUCUCCAUUCAGAAGAAUUCCUGAUUUUUUUUGACCGGACAAUACGUGUAAUUGAGCGAGCUUUGGCUGAAGAUUCAGACAUCUUCUUCGACUACAGUGGCAGAGAUGUAGAAGAGAAAGAUGGAGAUGUUCAAGCAGGAGCCAACCUUUCCUUUAACCGUCAGUUUUAUGAUGAGCACUGGUCAAAGCAUCGUGUUGUCACCUGUAUGGAUUGGUCUCUUCAGUACCCCGAGUUGAUGGUUGCAUCCUAUAACAAUAAUGAAGAUGCUCCACAUGAGCCUGAUGGGGUAGCCUUGGUAUGGAACAUGAAGUUCAAGAAAACCACACCGGAAUAUGUUUUCCAUUGUCAGUCCUCUGUGAUGUCUGUCUGUUUUGCCCGCUUUCACCCAAACCUGGUCGUUGGUGGAACAUACUCUGGCCAAAUUGUCUUGUGGGAUAAUCGCAGUCACAGGCGCACUCCAGUUCAGAGAACUCCCUUAUCUGCUGCUGCUCACACGCAUCCCGUGUAUUGUGUGAAUGUAGUUGGAACACAGAAUGCGCACAAUCUCAUUACCGUCUCUACGGAUGGCAAAAUGUGCUCCUGGAGCCUGGACAUGCUCUCAACUCCACAGGAGAGCAUGGAGCUGGCGUACAAUAAGUCCAAACCAGUGGCGGUUACAGGAAUGGCUUUCCCAACCGGAGAUGUCAAUAACUUUGUCGUUGGCAGUGAAGAGGGAACAGUCUACACAGCCUGUCGUCAUGGAAGUAAAGCUGGCAUUGGUGAAAUUUUUGAAGGCCACCAAGGACCCGUCACAGGAAUCAAUUGUCACAUGGCAGUGGGUCCAAUUGACUUUUCCCAUCUCUUUGUCACAUCAUCAUUUGACUGGACAGUCAAGUUGUGGACCACAAAGCACAACAAGCCGCUCUACUCCUUUGAAGACAAUGCCGACUAUGUCUACGAUGUCAUGUGGUCGCCAGUGCAUCCCGCGCUCUUCGCCUGCGUGGACGGGAUGGGGCGCCUGGAUCUGUGGAACCUGAAUAACGACACCGAGGUUCCCACAGCCAGUGUCACCAUAGAAGGAGCUUCUGCCCUCAACCGUGUCCGCUGGGCCCAGGCUGGGAAGGAGGUAGCAGUUGGUGAUUCAGAAGGCCGCAUAUGGAUCUAUGAUGUUGGAGAGCUGGCUGUUCCGCACAACGAUGAAUGGACCCGCUUCGCUCGGACCCUGGUGGAAAUCCGCGCCAACCGAGCAGACAGCGAAGAGGAAGGGGCGGUGGAGCUGUCGGCCUAG
Gavia stellata (red-throated loon) is the source of this 1938-nucleotide messenger RNA. RefSeq names its product dynein cytoplasmic 1 intermediate chain 1 (gene DYNC1I1). Gene Ontology annotation, biological process: transport along microtubule. Lineage: Eukaryota; Metazoa; Chordata; Aves; Gaviiformes; Gaviidae. The coding region runs from base 1 to 1938 and encodes 645 amino acids. The transcript has 16 exons. Gene Ontology annotation, cellular component: cytoplasmic dynein complex. Gene Ontology annotation, molecular function: dynein heavy chain binding; dynein light chain binding. The record is from RefSeq and is a predicted model, not a curated record.